AUUUUUCGUAAACAACAAGAAGGUUACACGCAACCGGACACGCAGAAAAACGCCUCGCCGUGACGGUCUAAUUCUUUGUCACCAGUCGUCUUGUCGUGUAUCGUAUCAUUGAGCGUUUAUUCCACGAAAAGAGCGACGUCGCUCCUCCUGUGGUGUGUCCCUCGAGCUCUUUGUGGGAUGACAACAAACUAUCCGCUAACAGCUAGCUACGCUAACAGUCGGCUACGCUAACAGUCGGCUAGGCUAACAGCUAGCUACGCUUACAGUUAGCGAGGCUAACGACGCGUUGAAACGUUAACCAAUUACCUUAGCUCCCCUUGACGCUUGAUAAAGUGUCCGUCCCCCCCAACAGCGGAGCUGACUCUCAUGGUGGUCCCGGCUCGAUGGGGAACUGCCUGUUUUCUCAAGGUGCGGAUGAUCUGUCUCUACUGAACGAGUCGGAGGGGGGCAGUCUGCCAGGGGAGCCUCCGCCGCCCUACCAGGAGCGCGACCAGCCCGUGCAAGUGUACCACCCCACACCAGGAGAGAGUCGCCUGGCUUACCAGCUUACCGAGGAGGAGCAGGUCCGCAUUGCCCAGCGAAUUGGUCUCAUCCAUCACCUCCCCAAAGGCGUCUUUGACCUGGGCUCGGACCCCUCUGACAAGAAAGUUAAAGAGUGUGUGAUCUGCAUGAUGGACUUUGAGUAUGGCGACCCCAUUCGGUUCUUGCCCUGUCUCCACACCUACCACGUGGACUGCAUUGACGCGUGGCUGAUGCGCUCCUUCACCUGCCCCUCCUGCAUGGAGCCGGUGGAUGCGGCCCUGCUGUCCUCUUACGAAACCAACUGAGCAGCACCGCGACGGCUGCUCCUGCCUAAAACUAACUGCACCUUCUUAGCCAAAAACCUUCCAAGUGUUUCAAAUAGGUAACCGAGGUCAUGUGCAUUAUGCAGAUGUUUAGGGGGGGGGAUGCAGAAUGCAAGAAGGGUUUGAAAACAGUGCCCCAUUGCUUAAAGUCUGAUAUGCACCUUUUAGGGCUUUUGAAACACUUUGCCUUUAACAGUAGGACGACGUGCUAAAUUAAGCUAGAUGAAGAAUAUAGAAAGCUAUACACGUAGCAAAAUAUUACUGCAAAGUAAUGUUGUUUUUGUACGGCUGACAGUCUUUUUUAAAUUUGUGAUAUUUUGAAAUUCAUGUCUCCAUCGUGAUCUACAUCCCCUUUCUAGACUUAUUGUGCAAUAUGUACUGCCAAUGGAGAAAAGGCAGAAUAUUUGUCCCAGUCCAGUGACGUUUUUUUGUGUUUUUAAAGAACAAUGAGGCCUUGAAUGUGACAAUAACAAAUCGCCUCUCUACUGAUAUGCAAGGAUCAGGACACCAAAAAACAGUGAUGCCAUGUGGUCCCCUGACCCCUGGAUGAUGACAUAGAACGGGCUCCAUCCUGAUGCAAUCCAUUUUAUUUGAAUACAGUUGUCGGUACGGUUGUUCCUUACGCUGCUUUUAUAGAUGUGGAUCUGAUUUUGUUUUCUAUCUUUUUCUUUUUCCCACACUGAACCGUCUCUUUUGCUUUAACUUUGUGCUCUGUUUUGUUUUAAAAAUCAGUCCUUGGUGUGUCCUUUUUAAUUGUUUACUGCAAGUGAUGUAUACAAAGACAAGAUGUGCACGUCGGGGCACUCCUCGCCUGUAGACUUUGUAGAUGAUUGUGUGCUGUGGUGUGUGUGUGUGUGUGUGUGUUUUCUGAGGAGACGGCGUGUACAGUUUGGCAUGUCGAGGUGUCAUUGUGACUCGUUGGUUGUAAACCUCGCUGUAGUUCCUUCUAGUUCCAAGCUAUUUGUGGUUUUGUGGUGUAAGCCUUCUUUUACAGCAAGUGAUGCAUCUCUUGGGUCUGGUCAAACAAAACCCCUUUUAACUAUUUCAGCGUGUACCCUGUGAUACUGAACAACACAAAUUGCGUUGAAUUGUGAAAGUAACGCCACUGCAGCAGAACAGAAGUCUUGAAUGUAAAGUAGUGUCAAAAGCAUGCUGAGUGGUUGGAAGACUAGAGAGGAUAGACAAGUACAGUCCAUUUAAAGCAUUAUUUCAGCUUUUAGAGAUGUGAACAGCACAUGUGACAGUAAGAAGACUUUUGUGAUUUACUCAGGCUGCUGUGCCUUUUAAGGUUGAGGAAAGCCAAUUCCUGUGAAGUACAAUCCUCUGACAUGACUUUUUCUUCUUCUAGUUGUUCUCUUGGGGCAAAUAAAUACCAGCACUGUACUGAUUUGUGUCACUAUGAAUGCGGCCAGAAAUGAAGCAAAGGAAUUUGCUUUGGCCGCUGUUAACAAUCAGUUUGGGUUUUAAUUUAUGAUGUGUGCCGCCAGAGCGCAGAUUUAUUAAAAUAAAA
Messenger RNA from Pungitius pungitius (ninespine stickleback), 2355 nucleotides. It is a transcript of the gene rnf11a, whose product is annotated as ring finger protein 11a. Gene Ontology annotation, biological process: ubiquitin-dependent protein catabolic process. The record is from RefSeq and is a predicted model, not a curated record. Lineage: Eukaryota; Metazoa; Chordata; Actinopteri; Perciformes; Gasterosteidae. Gene Ontology annotation, molecular function: ubiquitin protein ligase activity. The coding region runs from base 384 to 827 and encodes 147 amino acids. Gene Ontology annotation, cellular component: ubiquitin ligase complex. The transcript is spliced from 3 exons.